This is a messenger RNA of Pyricularia oryzae 70-15, 1974 nucleotides long. RefSeq names its product acetyltransferase. The record is from RefSeq and is a predicted model, not a curated record. NCBI's taxonomy places the organism in Eukaryota, Fungi, Ascomycota, Sordariomycetes, Magnaporthales, Pyriculariaceae. The coding region runs from base 594 to 1148 and encodes 184 amino acids. The transcript has a single exon. Gene Ontology annotation, molecular function: acyltransferase activity, transferring groups other than amino-acyl groups.
GCUAAUGUUGUAUGGUGGAGCAUAGUCUCACGACGGUUCCACAUCCCAAGAGCAAAGAAACGGGGUCAUCUUUACGUACCUACUUCGGAACUCUCACAAAAUACGUCCAUCCACCUCUGCUGGCGCUGUAUUUCGUAUAUCCCACGUUGCUCAGUACUAGCUCUAGUGCUCCGUAUAAUCGCUGUUGCCCCCACCUAGGCCUCUACCUAGUCCUUGCUUUUGAUGAUCCGAGAGCCCAGACCUUCAUGGGCUUCGGGUAUUGUGGUUUUUGUUCCCAUGUCCGGAUUUUGCAAAGGUAGCAGCAGUCAAUUCGGUUGGGAGGUUUUGCAAACUAGCGCCACCGAAAGCCAAGAACAGAACCAAACAACAUCGACCCUAUUGCUGUGUGCAGUAGUGUGCAACACAAGCGGAAACCGGGCCUAACUGCGGUGCCACGCGAUCUGCGACAAGAGAGACCGGUGAGAGCCUGGUUGGUGAGCCUCUUGUACUCUUGCAAGAAGCUCAGGCCCGGGACAAGAGAAAAGUGUGUCCACAUGUCGGACCGGUGUCCUCUGGUUGGAGGCUUCGAAUCUGGAGGGCACUGAUAAAAAAAAAUGGCGGGACCCCAGGCGUCAUCAUCAUCGUCAGGGCGGCCCCUCCUCCGCCCAGCGGUUGCAGCGGACGUGGAACAUAUUAGGGUCCUCGUCGACGCGGCCUACUCGCACUAUAUCGCACGGCUCGGCAAGGAGCCCGGCCCGAUGCUCGAGAACUACGGCGCGCUGGUGGCGCAGGGCAAAGUGACGGUCUGCACCACGGGGCAGCCGGUUGCGGCAGCAGCGGCGGUAGUGACCGGGCGUGGGGAGGAGGAGGAGCAGGAUCACGAUCGAGAGAUCCUCGGCUUGCUCGUUCUCGUGCCGCAGACUGCGGAGGGAGCGAUGCUGCUGGACAACGUAGCGGUCGCGCCGCGGGCGCAAGGCCAGGGUGUGGGUAAGCUGCUCAUGUCUUUUGCCGAGCACCGCGCCCGCCAGGAGGGUCUCUCCACGGUCAAACUCUACACGCACGUUCUCAUGACUGAGAACAUUGGCCUGUACGGCCGCCUCGGGUACCGCGAGACAGGGCGGGUCUCGGAGAAGGGCUUUGAUCGUGUGUACAUGGAGAAGAGGUUGUGACGCAAUUGCCCGCACGAGCCACUUUGAUCUUGUCACAAAAAAAAAAAAAAAAAACUUCCAACAAGCAAUACCCCUAUCCCCUCAAUCAAUAGUGUGGUGGUUUUCCUUUCGACGACAAGCAAAAAGUAGAACCCGAGUGCAACAUGAUCUGGAACAGCUGUGGCUUGCGUGUGCCACCACUGGUUCUACUCGGUACUGGGUGGCACUGUUGUUUGAUUUGUGGUGUCGCAAAUUUAGUAGUGAGCUCAUAUUGACUCGACCAGUGUGGUCCAAAGAGUGUGAAAUUAGCAGAAUACUCCGUACAGUAUCAAAAGUUGUAGUGUUUGGCAGGGUACCGAAGCUCGCCAAGGUACCUUACCUAGGCUUGCUAAAAGUUGCUCUAACAGUACCGUGUCCGUUACGGAGGCAAGGUGACAAGCAGUAGUGAUAUGAACUAGGUAGAGCUUUGAAGCUUGGAGCAAGCUCACACGAGCAAAGCAGAGAGCUUUGCUGUAGGUAGCUUUUCUGGGAGCUAUGGGCGGAAACAGGAGGGGAAGCUCCUUUCACAGACAGACAGACAGACAGACAGGCAGGCAGACCAGGGUAAGAGACAUAAGAAAGGUUUUUUUUUUUUUUCUCUCUAAACUGCUCGAACUCAGAUCGGCAAUUUUUUCUUUCCUUCCGGCCGUGGUUUCUUUUUCUGUACUUUUUAGCUUCUUCGAGUCACUUUGCGGUGUGGUCUUUUUGUGCUCUCUGUGUCUCUUCUCUUCUUCUCUUCUCGCCUAAUAGCUAACAGGGAAGGACGUGUCACGGCAUAUAUCCAGGGACCCUUACAAAUGACGGUCUG